Lichtheimia ornata is the source of this 1074-nucleotide messenger RNA. RefSeq lists its product as uncharacterized. NCBI's taxonomy places the organism in Eukaryota, Fungi, Mucoromycota, Mucoromycetes, Mucorales, Lichtheimiaceae. The coding region runs from base 1 to 1074 and encodes 357 amino acids. The transcript is spliced from 4 exons. The record is from RefSeq and is a predicted model, not a curated record. Gene Ontology annotation, molecular function: methyltransferase activity.
AUGGGCAAUCAAGCCAGUAAAGCAGCAGCCGAAAAGAAACGUCGCCAUCGACGUAGCACGCUUACGACACAGUCGCACAUGUCACAGGGCAAUUACAACUGGCUUGAGGAAAAUGAACACACGGCCCUCAGUGCAGGUGCCAUCAGUGAAGCUAUGGCCGCUGCUGCUGUUUCCUCUGUUCCACAAGAACCCCCACGUCGUAAAUCGAUCACUGAGUUCUUUACUAAACGAAAGCAAGCUGUUGAUUUUCGAGAAUACGAUCGUUUACAACGCCAGCAUUAUUUGUUAAAGAGUGCUCGUAAAGCGAAUAUAUGGUCACCCAUCGAUCCCGAUGCUGUGCCUGGUGGCAUGACGAUUGUCGACAUUGGAACCGGGAAUGGCAUUUGGGCCUUGGAAAUGGCGCAACGACACUUGACGAGUCAUAUCAUUGGUAUCGAUCUCAAGAAUCCACCUGAUCAUGCAGCACGACCCAAGAAUUUGAAUUACGUUCAAGCCGACAUCCAUCAGUAUCCAUGGCCAUUAGAAGAUGCCUCUGUCGAUUUUAUUUUCCAACGCAACAUGAGCACCGAAAUCCAGCGGAACCAAUGGCUGCCAUUGUUUCGGGAAAUGUUGCGGGUUCUUAAGCCUGGUGGUCAUAUUGAAAUCCUCGAACCCGAUCCGGCACCCCACAAUCCAGGUCCCGUUCAACAAGCCUUUGAUGGGUUUCUUCGGACACAAUGGUCGGAUAAUGGCUAUGAUUAUCUCUUUGCAUCAUCCAUUGAAGAUCAAUUAUCUCAAGUCGGCUUUGAAGAAAUUGAUAUCAGGACAUUGGAUAUCCCUAUCGGUGAAUGGCCUGAUGAAUCAGAACUCAAGCAAUUUGGUUUCAUCAAUAAGGAAACACAAAAGGCGUACUUUAAAAACCGCAAACAAGAGUUCUCAUCUCAAUGGGGUAUCGCUUCAGAAGACUAUGAUCAAGCUGUUCAAGAGAUAAUGGAAGAAUUCGAUGACUAUCAUGGAUUUUCUCGUUAUCAUUGUUGGAUGGCUCUCAAACCAGCAACAACCCAACAACAACAACAAGCAUCAGCGACUUCUUAG